Rodentolepis nana is the source of this 1914-nucleotide messenger RNA. The record is from the annotation of a GenBank genome assembly. NCBI's taxonomy places the organism in Eukaryota, Metazoa, Platyhelminthes, Cestoda, Cyclophyllidea, Hymenolepididae.
AUGCGAAUGCCGCCGCCCACUUCUGUGUCAGCAGCAAUCAAUUCCCCAACUAUCACUAUGUCGGCAAUGGCUCCUUCCAACAUUACUCGCGGUUCUGAUGUAUACACUGUUCCUCCAACUACAACUUCAACUGCUUCUUCCAGACAGAGUAUUCUGAUGCCAAGGCAACAACAAUCAUCACUUCUCUCACCACCACUCAAUCAUUCUACCGGCAUGAAUCAAUCAUCUCCCAUCUUCAAUUCAUCCUCAAUUCUCAAGAGACUGAAAGCUAAGGCUCAAUCAGAAAUGAGCUCGGUUCUACGGUUGGACCCUGCUGUAUUACUUAACAGAAGCUCUCAAGUUGUAUCACAAGAACCAGCAAAACAGAGUCGAAAGGGUUUCCAUGUGUGUUACUACUGUCAACGGAUUUUCUCCUCUCCAUCUCUUUACGCCAAUCACAUCAAUCGUCCAGUUGCCCGUGUCCUUUAUCGUUGCCAUCUCUGUCCAUCCACUUCUGACGCUGUUGUUCCAGUCCUCCAACGUACUUCCUCGACUGAGCAAUCUGGUAAUCUUUCGGCACCAAACCUAUGCGCCCUCUAUGCUCACAUGGCUCAAUAUCACCCCCUAGAGACACCCUCAGCUUGGAAACUCAUUCCCUCGCGUCUCUCCGUCACCGCUCUUCCUUGGCUUACUGGCAACUUGGAGGACGGUUUGAAGCAGCAACUUUCCCAGUCUGCAUUCCCCCAGACCAUCUAUUCCGAAGGCCAGGAACUCGUUGACGUUAACAAUGAUAUUGAUCGACGUCUGACAAACAUGCUUCGUGUGAGUGAGUUUCGAUUUCAGCCGCCUGAUAGCGGAGACGGAGAUGACACAUUCCUUUUAUCUCCAGACGUUCGAUUCACAUCAGUUUUCGCUGAUCACUUCAUUUCGACUCCAUUUAAUGCGUCAGAAAGCGGUGGGCUCUCUAACGAUGGUCUUCCGAUGUCUCUCAAUUCCCCCAUUUCCCACCUUCUUUUUCGCCUUGCGGAAGCCUCUUCUUGGCAUGGACACUUUUUCCUCGCUGGAUGGUAUCCGUCAAUCGAUUACUCCUGUACCCAGGAAGCCACGCCGUCUCCUCCAUCGACAGCUAGUUUUGAUGAAAUUCAAAAAGCUUAUGAAGCCCUUUUGAAAGAUUCACAGCAUCACUUUAAUUUAUCUUCCACUAUGGAAAAUGGAACUCUGCGCUGUAUGCUUUGUGGGACCUUUCGAACGGAUUCCUGUAAUUCCUUGAGAAAUCAUCUCACUGGUUGUUCCAAUAUGGCCGAUAUGGCCACUGCAAAAUGUGCUCUUUGCUCCCUUCCUCUAGUGCAUAAUCGACGUGAUGCUCUACUGUGCUCGAUUAAGGCUCAUCUUCUCUUCCAUUUGGAUAUCUACCUCUUUUGCCCCCACUGUGGAUUUGCGCCUCCACCAGACUUACCUCCGCCGUUAGCUGAAGUAUGUCUUCGACUCCAUCUUCGUUUUGUUUGUUUCCACUUUAACCUCGUGAAGGUUUUGCUCUGUUCCAAACCUGCUGCUGCAUGUCGUGAAGGCAUCUUUCUCUCUGUGGAAAGUUUCGUCCAGCAUUGGUUCGAGGCCCAUACCCCUCGGAAAUAUGCCUGCCAGUUGUGUGGAACACCGCAAACCAAACUGGAGGAAGGUGUGAAUAGUUCUGCAAAUCGGUUGAAUUACACCUUGCAAUUUCCGGAUAUGGCCACUGCAAGCGCGCAUAUUCAGGAAAGGCAUUUGCUUCCUUCAGCGUCGGCUAGUGCCUUCUCAAAGGUUACAUAUGAGUGUUCUGAAUGUCCCUUUAUGUCUUCCGUCCCUGUGGAGUUUGUUGACCAUUUUUCUGUGAGUUGCAUAGAAUUUAUUGCGUAUAAAUGUAUAAUGAUUUACAUUCAGUCUGAGCAUUAUGGUUAA